This is a messenger RNA of Helianthus annuus (common sunflower), 918 nucleotides long. Its product is annotated as cadmium-induced protein AS8. Lineage: Eukaryota; Viridiplantae; Streptophyta; Magnoliopsida; Asterales; Asteraceae. Bases 143 to 637 code for a protein of 164 amino acids. The transcript is spliced from 3 exons. The record is from RefSeq and is a predicted model, not a curated record.
UAUCUUGACUUUAUUUGUAAAAUUCUAAAAAGACAAAUCGAAAUCCUGUGGCUGAAACAAAGCCGCGCUCACUACACGUUCCUGUUUACUGCCCUAGCGAUCUUCUAUCAUCAUCAGUUCACCAUUUUUCUACAAUCUGUUAAUGGUACUGAUGAUUAUUAAAGGGUUGUUCAGGAGAUAUGAGCGAUGGAACCCGGUGCAUCCUACAUCUGGAGCCUUUUGGGGCAUGGGGAUAGGCUUCGGUUGUGGAAUCGGCUGGGGACCUGGGUUCGGGCCGGAAGUUAUCGGUUAUGUUGGUGCGGGUUGUGGUGUUGGGUUUAGUGUCGGAAUUACUCUUGCUGGUUUCGGCGUUGGGCUCCCUGCGAAUCGCCUCCUUAAAGUUCCUUUUAGUGCUUUAAUGGCAACAAGAAGUGGUGCGGUGGACUUUGCUCGUGCUAGCGGUCUACUUGGCACAGACGGUAUUAACGAUGGAAUAAACGCAACUGGCAUUCAAAGAUGGGUGUCAACUUUCAACCAUGAACAAACCGUAGACAAAAGAGUACAUUUUUCGGGCAUGAACAGAUUAAUGUCUUCUCAGGCAAAGAUGGUUUUAAAUUGUUUUGAUGAACUCAAAAGUCGCGUUAAACGUCCUCGUUGAGAUAUGAAACACACAUAUCAGUCCUCUUGCAGGCUUAAGGAUACCACUGAGGUUGAUGAUCUUAGUAACCUUGACCAGAUGAUGCUGAAAGAUGAAUGUGAGAUACACUAGAAAGAUCAUAUGUUUUUUUUUUUUUUUUUUUUUUAGAGAAAUUAUAGGAGAGUUAUUUCAAGUUAGAACAUCUUGUGUCGCUCUAGCUUACAAGUAUUGAGUUAUUGGUCUUUCUUGAUGUCAAAAAUAAAAUUGUCAAAUAAUAACAAUCUUACCUUUGAAGGAUGUAA